UGUAGGAGUCAGAGUGACACACUCCCGUUCUGCCCUUCUCCCUACUUCUCUUAUCAUAGCCUUCAGUCAUAAAACAGGGCUUUAAAACACACUGAACACACUGCUCUCACACACACACACGGAUCGAUCUCUGCAGUCAGUCAGCGUCCUGUGGUUUGGAUGUCCGUCAGCAGCCAUAACUCACAGGGAUUUUGUCUGGCUUCAGCAGUGUUUCAGGAGGAGAGAGGUAGAGGAUGUCGGAGAGUCGAGGGACAAAGGCGUUCGGGCUGAAUGGAGCCUCAAAACACCAGUCGGCAGGUUCGGGCCAACAGCAACGGGGCGCCACCGUUAGCUUUCACAACAUCCACUACAAAGUGACACAGGGACGAGGCUGUCUGUGUCUGAAGAAGGGUAUGACCAAAAAUAUCCUCAUCGAUCUCAAUGGGAUCAUGAAGCCGGGUCUGAACGCCAUCAUGGGAGCGACAGGAAGCGGAAAGUCAUCGUUCUUGGAUGUUCUGGCUGCCAGGAAGGACCCGACGGGCCUGUCGGGGGAGGUUCUGAUUGAUGGAGCUCCUCAGCCCGCGAACUUCAAGUGUCUGUCUGGAUAUGUGGUGCAGGACGACGUGGUGAUGGGAACUCUGACGGUCAGAGAGAACUUCAGCUUCUCUGCGGCGCUGCGUCUGCCGACGUCCAUCGCUCAGGAGGAGAAAGACCAGAAAGUCAACAAGCUGAUCCAGGAGCUGGGACUGGGCCGGGUGGCCGACUCCAAGGUGGGCACUCAGCUGAUUCGUGGGAUCUCCGGUGGUGAGAGGAAGAGGACGAACAUUGGCAUGGAGCUGAUCAUCGACCCGUCCGUCCUCUUCCUGGACGAACCCACCACAGGCCUCGACGCCAGCACCGCCAACUCAGUGCUGCUGCUGCUCAAGAGGAUGGCAAACAACGGUCGUACCAUCAUCCUGUCCAUCCACCAGCCUCGAUACUCCAUCUACCGCCUGUUCGACAGCCUCACGCUGCUGGUCAACGGCAAACAGGUUUACCAUGGUCCGGCACCGAGAGCUCUGGAGUAUUUCUCAGACAUUGGAUACACCUGUGAGCCCCACAACAACCCCGCUGACUUCUUCCUGGACAUCAUUAACGGAGACUCAACUGCGGUUGCCCUCAACAGCUUGGACAGCGAAGACCCAGAUUCAGACUCUGUGUCGUUAUCCAGACAGGGGAUUGAGGACAAACUCGUAGAAGAAUACAGAAACUGCCACUACUACAAACAGACCAAAGCAGAGCUUGAAAGCAUAAUUCAGGGUAAGCCGACAACCACCACCGCUCCCUCCAGAACCGUCACCUACAACACCAGCUUCCUGACACAGUUCAGAUGGGUUCUCAAGAGGACGUUCCGCAACCUCAUGUUAAACCCUCAGACCUCCAUCGCUCAGGUAGCGGUGACCUUGUUCCUCGCUCUGGUUGUUGGAGCCAUUUUCUUUGGUGUCAAGGAGGAUCAAAGUGGAAUGCAGAACAGGUUUGGUGCGCUCUUCUUCAUUGUCGUGAAUCAGUGUUUCAGCUCGCUGUCAUCUGCUGAACUCUUCAUCUCAGAGAGGAAACUCUUCAUUCACGAGUAUAUCAGCGGUUACUACCGGGUGUCUGUGUACUUCCUGUCUAAGAUCCUGUCUGACAUCAUCACGCUGCGGACCAUCCCCGCCAUCGUCUUCAGCUGCGUGGCGUACUUCAUGAUCGGUCUGAAGCCGACGGCUGAGGCCUUCUUCCUCUUCAUGUUCUCCGUGACUCUGGUCGCCUACACGGCCACCUCCAUGGCUCUGGCCAUCUCUGCUGACCAGACGGUGGUGGCCAUCGCCAACAUCUUCAUGACCAUCGCCUGCGUCUUCAUGAUGAUCUUUGCUGGUUUACUCGUGAAUCUUCCCUCUAUCGUCAACUGGCUUGCUUGGUUGAAAUACUUGAGUAUACCACGAUAUGGCCUCGCUGCUCUGCAGGUUAACGAGUUCUCUGGGCUGAACUUCUGUCAGGGGUUAAACAGCAGCAUUAUCCCACCUGGACUUGUUUGUACGGGGGAGGAGUUUCUGGAGGAGCAGGGGGUCGAUUACUCCACCUGGGGCUUCUGGCAGAACCACGUAGCUCUGGGCGUCAUGACCUUCUGCUUCCUCACCAUUGCUUACCUCAAACUGCGCUUCAUCAGGAAGUUCACCUAGACCUUCAUCACCUUCAUCAUCAUCAUCACCACUGUCAUUGUCAUAUAAUCUAUGAAGCAGAUUAUCAAAACUCAGGAUUUAUAAUGUUGUUUAAUCCCAACUAGGGUUAGUUUGUUUACUUUUACAGUUUGAUUCUUGUGAUAAAAUAUGAAACAGAUCCUCUAACACUGAUAGCUGUUUGUAAAAUAAAAUAUUUUGUUGUUGUUA
Morone saxatilis (striped sea-bass) is the source of this 2384-nucleotide messenger RNA. RefSeq names its product broad substrate specificity ATP-binding cassette transporter ABCG2-like. The record is from RefSeq and is a predicted model, not a curated record. Bases 234 to 2177 code for a protein of 647 amino acids. NCBI's taxonomy places the organism in Eukaryota, Metazoa, Chordata, Actinopteri, Moronidae. The transcript is spliced from 19 exons. Gene Ontology annotation, molecular function: ABC-type transporter activity; ATP binding; ATP hydrolysis activity. Gene Ontology annotation, cellular component: plasma membrane.